Porites lobata is the source of this 2097-nucleotide messenger RNA. Lineage: Eukaryota; Metazoa; Cnidaria; Anthozoa; Scleractinia; Poritidae. The record is from the annotation of a GenBank genome assembly.
AUGGCCCCAAGAGAAAAUGAAAACAAUGCUCUUGCAAAAUUUGGGGUGACAAACAAAGAGCAUUAUGGUAUGUUUUGGUAUUUUCUGGAGCGGUCAAUUCAGAAUGCGUGCUUAGAGAGCAAUGUGAGAGUGCUUGUUUUGUUGAAUUUCAGAGGCAACGUUGCAAACCACAAUAUUUUAAAAUCUAUUCCUUAAAAUGUGACGAAAUUUGGCAGAAAUCCUGUUCAUAUCGCACACCUGUCAAUGAAAGCCUCAAACUAAAAGUUGAACAAAGGAGUUUUGAGACACAAUCAAGUUUUUCAUCAAAGCUGUUUUCUUAAAACUUUCAAAAACUGUUUGUCAUAAUUUGGUUAAGUUGUUUUUUUAAAAAAUGAGGGUUACCAAUUGUAAGCUGUCUGGCAAAUCUAAUAACUGAAUUUUCGUAAACCUAUAAUAAAUUCAAAAUCUUUGGCUUGUUUUCAAUCAUCCACGUUGCCAUGGAAACGAUCUAAAUCUUACCUUUGACCAAACGAAUUUAAUGUCAUGUAUGUAUUUUGUCCAUGCCAGUUUUGAGCUGAAGGAUGCUAAAUUUGUCACGGAAGUUCAUCAGAAGCACAUAGACCAAUGAUUCUGAGUCCAUAAAAUUGCGAUUUAUAGAUUCAUAAGAGCGCCAUAGUUGUUAGUUCAAAUUUUAUUGCUUUUAUUAUAAGUAUAUAAAUGGAUAGAGGCUUCGCCUUUAGCCCUGGCUAAAUCCAUAUAUUAAAAUUGCAAUUUACAUAUUCAUAAGCGCGCCCUUUUCUUUAGUCUUUUCCCGCUAAAAAUUAACUGCUAUAAGCCUCUAAUGCCUCCACAAGUCAGUCCUCGGAAUGACUGGCCAGCGUACUGCGAUACUGGUCUUCAUUACGAGCUGGUGUCGAUAUUGAGCAGCACCGUAAUUGCUAGUGAUUGGUGCAUUAGUUGAGUUCAGUCGUGGUUAGUGGGUUUCCAUCCGAAGCAUUGUUUAUAUUUGGUGUUCCCUAGGCGGUUCGCUGAUAGUACUUCACCGAUCUACUGCUGCAGCAGUGUUGUCUGAUCGAAGGUAUUCACGCUUUUUCUGAAAUCUCAAUUCCACCGUCUCUGUUAGGCUUAAAAUACCAUCGGUAAGCCGCACUGGAUUGCACCAUGACGUGUAAAGAAUUCAUUGUCGCGGCAGGUGAAAUCAAAGUUUUAUGAUCUGUAGUUGCUUAAAUUACAUUAAAACUGUUUCACUUCUGACCUAGGGUAGCUCUUUCAAAAGCUAGCUGCUAUUGACCCUUCCUCAAUGGUUACCGCUCAAUACAGGUUUCGAAUGCGUAUCUUUUUUGUGACCACUGACUUUACUAUUCAUUCAUAAAAGAUAUGGUAAGCGUCAUUAAAAAUAAUAUACCAUCAAUUCUCUUUUGCAUGUUCCUGGCUUUAAAUUAUUUCAAACUUGGCCUUGAGGACCCGAGGUUUGAUUAGAAUAGAGCUCUGAAUUGAUUUUCUCGGGCAUAGUUUCUUUUCGCAACUGCAUAAGUAAAGUAUAACUGUGAUUAUGUUCUCGCAUUCAUUUAGAGUUACUUAAGUUAGGUAUUUGUCCCCCCACGUAAGGAAAUCCAAGACAGUCUGGGAUAGUCUGCAGGAUUCCACCGCUGUAGAUUCCGGAUUUCAGGUAUUGGAUUCCGGAUGCCUAGUCAGUGAAACUUGGAUUCAGGAUUCCACUCGUUCUUUUGAUUUCGGAUUCCUUGAGCUCAGUCCGUUAAGGAUUUCACAAGUAAAAAUUUCCCAGAUUCAGGAAUCCGGAUUAUCUUGAUAUAUGCAUGCAGUAGCCAAUUUACAUCCUGAUGCGUGGUGGUAAAUUAUCUAAGUCUUAAAAUGCACCGAUAAACUGGAUGCCUUAACGUACAAAUUAGAACUGAGUGCCUUAUGGGGCACAGGAGUAUGUUCUAUUGAUUUGCUAGGGGCCUUCUUGGGAGCCGGCUGUGAAGAAAGGUAAUAGUCAUUUUGCAGUUAUGUCCAUUACAGUGCAAAACCGCAAGAGAGAAAAGAGGAAGUAAUUUGUCAAGAGACGGCGUGUUCGGCGAACACCUGUUAAAGGGUAAAGGCGAGGUUAAAUGGUGA